This is a messenger RNA of Saccharomyces paradoxus, 1470 nucleotides long. It is a transcript of the gene SOF1, whose product is annotated as rRNA-processing protein SOF1. The coding region runs from base 1 to 1470 and encodes 489 amino acids. The transcript has a single exon. Gene Ontology annotation, cellular component: nucleolus; small-subunit processome. Lineage: Eukaryota; Fungi; Ascomycota; Saccharomycetes; Saccharomycetales; Saccharomycetaceae. The record is from RefSeq and is a predicted model, not a curated record. Gene Ontology annotation, biological process: maturation of SSU-rRNA from tricistronic rRNA transcript (SSU-rRNA, 5.8S rRNA, LSU-rRNA). Gene Ontology annotation, molecular function: protein binding.
AUGAAGAUCAAGACCAUUAAAAGAAGUGCUGAUGACUAUGUUCCUGUUAAGAGCACGCAGGAAUCUCAAAUGCCUAGGAAUCUGAACCCUGAAUUGCAUCCCUUCGAAAGAGCACGUGAAUAUACCAAAGCUUUGAAUGCCACCAAAUUGGAAAGAAUGUUUGCUAAACCUUUUGUAGGGCAAUUAGGAUACGGUCACAGAGAUGGUGUUUAUGCUAUUGCCAAGAAUUAUGGUAGUUUGAAUAAAUUGGCUACUGGUUCUGCAGAUGGUGUGAUUAAAUACUGGAACAUGUCUACUAGAGAAGAAUUCGUUUCCUUUAAGGCACAUUAUGGACUCAUUACUGGUCUUUGUGUCACACAGCCUCAUUUUCAUGACAAGAAACCAGAUUUGAAAAAUCAAAACUUCAUGUUAUCUUGUAGUGAUGACAAAACCGUCAAAUUAUGGUCAAUAAAUGUCGAUGAUUACUCCAAUAAAAGCUCUAGUGAUAACGAUUCUGUUACCAACGAGGAGGGCUUAGUCCGUACUUUUGACGGUGAAUCUGCAUUUCAGGGUAUCGACUCGCACAGAGAAAAUUCUACGUUUGCCACAGGUGGGGCCAAGAUCCAUCUUUGGGAUGUUAACAGAUUGAAGCCGGUUUCCAAUCUAUCCUGGGGAGCGGACAACAUCACCAGUGUGAAAUUCAACCAAAAUGAAACCGAUAUUUUGGCAAGUACUGGCAGUGAUAAUUCUAUUGUCCUUUAUGACUUGAGAACAAACUCUCCAACACAAAAGAUUGUUCAAACAAUGAGGACAAAUGCUAUUUGUUGGAAUCCAAUGGAGGCUUUCAACUUUGUAACUGCCAAUGAAGAUCAUAACGCUUACUAUUAUGAUAUGAGGAAUCUAUCGCGUUCAUUGAAUGUAUUUAAAGAUCACGUCAGUGCAGUAAUGGAUGUAGACUUUUCUCCUACGGGGGAUGAGAUUGUUACUGGUUCAUACGAUAAGAGUAUCAGAAUAUAUAGGACGAAUCAUGGACAUUCGAGAGAAAUUUAUCAUACGAAGAGAAUGCAGCAUGUUUUCCAGGUUAAAUAUUCCAUGGAUUCUAAGUAUAUUAUCAGUGGGUCUGAUGAUGGGAAUGUUAGGUUAUGGAGAAGCAAAGCUUGGGAGAGGUCGAAUGUCAAAACUACCCGUGAAAAGAAUAAAUUAGAAUAUGACGAAAAAUUGAAAGAAAGAUUUAGACAUAUGCCAGAGAUUAAAAGAAUCAGUAGACAUAGACAUGUACCACAAGUCAUCAAAAAGGCUCAAGAAAUUAAGAAUAUUGAGUUGAGUUCUAUAAAGAGAAGAGAAGCUAAUGAAAGGCGUACUAGGAAGGACAUGCCAUACAUUUCUGAAAGAAAGAAACAAAUCGUGGGUACCGUGCACAAAUAUGAAGAUCCAGGAAGAGGCAGGAAAAGAAGAAAGGAAGACGAUAAACGUGAUACUCAAGAAGAGUAG